AAACUCUCACUUUGUUGUCCAAAUAUCUCUCUUUAGCACAAGCCUACAGAGCCCUGAGAUGAACCUUUCUUCCACGUAAUUCCUAGGUGUAAAGGAGUCAUUGUUCUUUAUCUGACUAUUAUGCGCCAUAAAUUCCAAGGAUUCAUCACAGUCGCACACAUGUAGAGCUAUGCAGCCUGCACUAGAUUAGCUCGGAAGAAACAUACCCACCAUGCCCAAACAACUCACUUGUUCUUCUCCUUCGAGUAGUUGUCAAUGGCGGAAAUAGUAGGAUCUGCCGUGGCAUGCGAGGCCGUGAGCAGAGUAUCAUCGUUUCUAUCCGGCGACAAAACUAGCCACGAGAGCGUCGAGGACAAAGCCGAGAGACUAGAGAUGGCAGUGCUGAAGAUCCGGAGCGUCGUUGCCGUCUCGGACGAUCUCCAUAUCUCCCACCUCCCAUUGCUGCUCUGGAAGGCAAAGCUGAAGCGCAUCGCCGAGGAAGGUGAUGACCUACUACUACACAUGCACAAGAAGAGACACUUAGAGUGCGGCCGUGUCAGCGACAAUACAACAGGUAACUCAAUUUCUCAGUACUUGAUUCAAGCGGCCAAAAGAUUUGUUCCCUUUUGCCGUAAAGAAGAUGAACUGAGUGACAACACGCUGCGGAGAUUCGAGAGGCUUGCUGAUGGUACGGAUAGCUUCUUCAGGUUGGUUCAGUCUGGCGGCCACCCAAAGAAGCCUGUGUUUUUGCCGUCGCUAACCCGGUCCUUGCUUGCCGGAGAUUCAGUUGAGUUCUCCAUCCAAAGAAAAAGUGGCAACGACCAUAUUAUGCUUUGGCCGUGGCUGGAUGCGAGCACUGAGAGUGGAUUGGUGGCAUGUCUCGGUGUGUCACGUGAAGAUGAAGUUAUGUGGCAAGAAGGCUUCAAGAUGUGUGUUCUGUUCCGUCUAUCAGAGGCAUCAAACAUAUUGGCCACUGCUAUGAGAUGCUUGGAGCUCUUGCCGCCUCAAUUUGAUGCUGCAUCCGUAGGCAUCAGGGGACUGCUAACUGAAACAAUAGGGCAAAGUGUUGAUCGACUCAAUCUUUCAGAGAGAUCGGUAUGGUGCUGUCGACGCAUUCAGAGUUAUCACCACCAUGAUUGUGAGUCAUCCGCGGUUGAGAAGGACAGAGUUACUGGAAUGUUAUCACUGCCUCAUCCAGUGCUUCGGCUUACCACAUUUAGUUAUGCCUUACCAUCCAUCGACACGAAGGAGAAUGAUAUACAAGGAAGUUGCAUGCCUUCUCUCUUCUUUUUUUCCCCCUCAAUGAUGCGUGUGUCUCUUAUUUCUGACAAAAUACUACUCCCUAGCUGGAAUUACUUUAAUUUGUCAGUCAAGCUUACGCCCACAGAGAAGUAUGUGAUUGAAAAAGUAUUAAUAACUUAAUAAUAGGGAUGUGCAUAUAAAUCUUUGGAAACGAAUGCAAUCAGAAUCAGAUUUACCAAUUGAGGGCCUGUGCGGAAUCGGCAUAUAUGCCAGAAAUGCGCAGAGAUGUAUUGCUCUUUUGCAUUGCACUUUGGGCCCAAUGUUUUGCUCUUUUUUCAGUUACAGAUCUUCUCCAUUCUGGAGCCGAUUGACGACCAAAUGUAAGAAACAAUAGCAUACAAAAAUGACCUAUGGUUACAAAAAAGAAUUAUGUUCGUAUAUGAAAUGGAAUUUGAGUGGAAUUACAAAUUGAUUACUGAGGCAGAAUGCAGAACAUAUCUUGGAAAACCUAAGUUCAACUAAUAAUAUGGGUUUU
Molecule: messenger RNA, 1756 nt
Organism: Panicum hallii
Lineage: Eukaryota; Viridiplantae; Streptophyta; Magnoliopsida; Poales; Poaceae
Exons: 1
Coding region: 256-1401 (381 amino acids)
Source: RefSeq, a predicted model, not a curated record